Molecule: messenger RNA, 1456 nt
Organism: Uloborus diversus
Lineage: Eukaryota; Metazoa; Arthropoda; Arachnida; Araneae; Uloboridae
Product: UPF0598 protein CG30010-like
Exons: 3
Coding region: 32-694 (220 amino acids)
Source: RefSeq, a predicted model, not a curated record
UUUCAUUGAUCAAACAAUUCCUUUUUGAGAAAUGCAGCUUUCAAAACUAAAUAUUUUGAAACAUUUGUCCUUUAGCACUCCUGCUAUAUAUAACAGAUUAAAAAUCAACAGAUACAUUUCUUAUGUACAAGGACAAAGCCCUCAACCGAAUAUUCGAGAGUAUUUUUAUUUCAUUGAUCACCAAGGAAUGUUAUUUUUGGAUGAUUCAAAAAUGAAGAAUUUUACUUCUUGCUUCAAAGACAAAAAGUUUCUAGAAUUCUUUUUCAGAAGGCUGAAAUUUAAUGAUAGUGGCAGAUAUGAAAAAGAAUUUCCUUUUCUAUCCUUGUGUGGUAGAGAAACAAACUUUGUGAGAUGUGAUGACCUUCCUAUAGUUUUCACUCAUAUAUUUGAAAAAAAUGAAGAUAAUGAAACCAUUGAAUAUAUUUCUUACGCACACACAGGAGAACUAUUAAAACAAAAGUUUGAGCCAGAGAAAAUUUGCAUGUUGCCAGAAAGUGGCAGAGUGUAUCAUCCUGGUCCAGAAAGUACUGGAGGUGUAGGAUUAAUUAAAUCAUCGUUAGCAAUUCAAUUGAGUCAGCACUUCUUGUAUCAAGAUAAUGGCACAGAUGCUGCACCUUCACAUUUUGUGUGGAAGAACAGAAAAUAUGAACUCACAAAUGAAAUUGUAGAAAAAUUGAAAUAUAUGAAGAGUUAAGUAAGUUAAUUUUUAUUAUGUAAAAAAAAAACGAAUUUUAAAGCAAAGAUUAUUUAUAAGGAAUAAAUGUUAGUAUUUUUUAUACUCUAUUAAUUUUAUAGACACAUGCAGCCCAAAUUUAAUAUUUUCAAAUGAAAUCAUUUUUGAGAAUGAAAAGGCUUAAACCUUAAUUCUGUUGUACAGUAAAAAAGAGUUGUGGAACGUAAAUGUAAGGCAUAACUAAAUCCUUACUUGAUUUUAAUGCUAUUUGCAUUUUUUUUUUCAUUUCAACUCUGCUAGUAUUUAAAAGGUUGAAAGUGAAGUUUCAGAAAAGUUGUGUGGUUCCUUCAUCUAUGAUGUGUAGUUUAAAAUGACAAAACUGGAACUACAAAAACAGGCUGCACAAAAUCAAAAACAGAGGUUUUACUAAGAAAAAUAGAGGCAAAACCAGUGAGAUUUAUUUUUCAAGAAGAGUUCUAGGGUUGUUCUUAAAAAGGAUUUCGGUCAAAAACGUAAAACAAAAAAUAAAAAGAUUAAGUUAAGGCAUGAUUUUAAUAGAUAUCUUUUUAUGCUUAGUGACACUUUUUCAUUUUGUAGUUUUGAAAUGUUUUUGUUAAAUUUUAACAAAGAAAUCUAUUGUAAGUGCUCUUAAGCUUCAAUGUUAAAAGUUGCGUACUUUUUAGUUAAGUAAUGCACUUAAUUAUGCAUAUUGAACAUUAAGGCAUUAGAAUUAUUAUUGUUUUCAACUUGAUGCAGACGUACUAUAACCUGCUGAAAAAGUGU